AUGGCCAGACAAAGAAAUGUGUUUACGCUUGACCAAAUUGAAUCCGAGCUGGGCUACACAAUUCAUUCUUUAAAUGAUUACAGCUGUGAAGGCUCGUUCUAUUCCAAUCUCUCCCCUGUUUCCAGCGAUGCCUACACGACAGCUCAAACGGAGAUUGACACAUAUGCUGCCCAAAAACUUCAAGGCGCUGCCUUGCACCAUGAACUUGUAGAUCUGGGUCGUCUUCCUAGAGUUAUUACUAUGGGCGGAAAAACGGUGGAUAUACAACGCAAAAAUAAUACUGGUCAGCACUGCUUUGCCGUUCGGGUUCGUCACAAGUCUGGGUUUUGCUUGCCUUUGAAACUUUCUGAAAGCGAAACGUCAAGGCUCAUGAUGGUUAAAAAUUUCAUGGUAGACAAUCAAUAUGAACCAGUUUCUAUAUUCUUUAGACUUCCGAGGGAACUCCGUGACAAGAUAUAUGGUUUCUGUACCUCUAACGGAGAAUGGAAGAUUGGAGAUACCAGCACGUUCAACUCAACAACCUUUCCGGGAGCUAUAGGCGAUCCAACUGGUUUCUUCUUCCCACUAGCCACGAGCACAUCUGUUUUACAGCUAAGUAAGCAGAUACGUCAAGAGGCUCUUCCCAUUGCAUAUCGCAAAACACGCUUUCGUUUGGAUGAUAUAGAUGAUUUUAUCAAAGUGGCUAUCUCUAUUGGCGAGAUUGGGCGAGCAAACAUUGAAUCGUUGGAGUUUUCGUGGGAAAGCGGCCAAAGUGUCCUCCUCCUUCAACAACAACAACACCAAAUAGAGGAGGAUAAGUCCUCCUCUGAUAUUAUUGACGACAACUCUUCGAAACUUCCCUCUCUUCAUGUGCUAAGAGGUAUUCAACUUUUGAAGGAAUGCAGCAGGCUCAAAAAUUUACGUAUAUGGCUGGAAAACGAGCUGGUGUCCCGCACAUCGUUCGUUGACCUUCAAAAAGACCCCGGUAUUCGCGGACUUUCUUCUAUCCGAGGGAUUAAAAGGGUAGAGAUAAAUAUCCUAAAUAUCCCCUGUGAGCCUCUGGGUCAGUAUGAAAUUGUAAAGUGGUUGAGGACUAAAAUGGAAUCAACCGAUGAUGAGAUCAGAUAG
This is a messenger RNA of Talaromyces rugulosus, 1107 nucleotides long. RefSeq lists its product as uncharacterized. The coding region runs from base 1 to 1107 and encodes 368 amino acids. The transcript is spliced from 3 exons. Lineage: Eukaryota; Fungi; Ascomycota; Eurotiomycetes; Eurotiales; Trichocomaceae. The record is from RefSeq and is a predicted model, not a curated record.